AAAGAGUGGUAUUUUAUGAAAUAGAAGAAUAAGAAACCUAUCUCUGAACUCUUGAAGCAAAAAAGAAUAGCUGAGCAAUAAUCAUAACAGCCUCAAUAACCUGCUUCACCUCCAUCUCGAUCAUCUUCCUCCUGUUCUUCUAAAUCGUCUGAUCCAUAUGAAAAUAGCAGUGAAGCUGAAGAUUACGAGGAUUACAAAAAAGAUGGUUAUCAUCCCGUUAGUAUUGGAGACAAAUUUCACAAUGGGAGAUUUUAAGUUAUUCAAAAACUUGGAUGGGGGCACUUUUCAACUGUUUGGUUGGCGCAUGAUAAAUAAUCUGAGACACAUGUUGCAUUGAAAAUAUAGAAAAGCAAAUAAAGUUAUCAAGAAAGUGCUAUUGAUGAAUUAGAGCUUUUGAAGUAUUCAAUUCAAAUAAAUAUAGGGAUUUAUAGAAGCAUAUAAAGGAUGAUAAAUGGAUUUAGUAUUAAGAAUAAUUGUCUCAGAUUCCAAAAUUAGAUUAUUCAACUCUUAAGUGGGGUGAUCCAAACAUUAAAAAUACAGAAUAGGAUAUGGAUAUUAAAGUGAAAUUGAAUGAAACAUAUUGUGUAGAAAUGGUUGACAAUUUUAUUCAUUAUGGAAUGCAUGGAAAACACUAUUGUACAGUUUUUGAAGUGCUAGGACCUUCUUUAUUAGAUUUAAUUAUUCACUUUGAUGACUAUGAUAAAAGAAUGGGCAUGUGGUUGGUAAAAUAAAUCACAAGAGAACUCUUAAUUGGAUUAGUGUAUAUGCACGAAGUAUGUAACAUGAUUCACACAGAUUUGAAGCCAGAAAAUAUUAUGCUUUAAUUGAAACCAUAGAAUUUUGGGGAAUUUGUAGAAUAAAUGAAAAUGGUCUAAAAAAAACCAAUAAGCAUGAAAUUUUUGGAAAAAUUAAAGAAAUCCAUGAAAACAACCAAUAAAAAAUAGGAAAAGAGAAAAAAGUAGAAAUAAAAGAAACUAUAAUAGUAAUAAGAAAAAGAUUAUUAGGUAUAAUAAUAAACUGAAUAAUAAUAAGAUGUACAACAAUAGCAGGAUUAAUAGUAAUAACAGUAAUAAUAAUAAUAAUAGCAAGAUUAAUUAUAGUAAUAAUCAUAAAAAUAACAAUUAAUUCAACAAUAAUAAUUAUAAAAAGAUACAUAAUUAAAUACAAAUAAUAAUACUAUUAAAGAACAGAUAUAAGAAGAUUCAUCAAUAUAAUAACAGAGUACUUAAUUAAAUUAAGAUUAAAAUUCUACAAAUAUUUAAUCUGUUUAAAAUACUGUUUAACUUGAGCCAAUAACAGAUGAUGAAUCUGAAUAAAUAUCAAAUAUCGAAACUAUAAAAAAUUAAGUUGAAUAAUAGAUUAAUCCAGAAAAAGAGAAUUAAGAAUUAUAGUAAAAAGAAGAGAUCCAUCAUGUCCAUAAACAUAGAAAUUUACAAAAGGAAAAGGAAAAAGCCUAAAAAGAUAAAAAGAAAAGUCACAGUGGAGAAGAAGAAAUUUCAUCUGAUGAAGACGAUUAAGAUUGGAAAUCAGAAGAUUAAAGCGAUGAGUCAGAAUCAGAGGAAGUAGAUGAAGAAACUUUAUACACUUUGAAGUAUAAUAUUGUUAUUUAUAAAUUAGAUGGAAAGAGCAUAUCAAAAUAAAGUUAGAUAGAGAUUUAUCAAUUAAAAUUGUUGAUUUUGGAAAUGCCUGUUGGACCAAUAAGCAUUUUACAGAUAAUAUACAGACUAGAGAAUAUAGAGCACCUGAAGCCAUCUUGGGAAUUGAAUAUGAUACUAGUACUGAUAUUUGGAGUACUGCUUGCAUUGUGUUUGAAUUACUUACUAAUGACUAUUUAUUCAAGCCGAAAAAGGGAAAAGGAUUUAAGAAAUCAGAUGAUCAUUUAGCUUAAAUGAUGGAAGUUUUAGGAAAAAUGAACAAAAAAUGGGCACUGAGUGGUUCUAAUAGCAGGGAAUUCUUUAACAAAACCGGCUAGUUAAUUAACAUUAAAGUAGAUAAUUAAAUUAUUUAAAGGAUUUGCACCCAACCUCUAUUAGUAAAAUAUUAAUGAGUGAAUACGGUUUUUCAUAUUCAGAUGCAAAUCAAAUAGAAGAUUUUCUUGUUCCAAUGCUAGCAUUUGAACCAAAGAAGAGAGUGACAGCCAGAUAGGCACUUUAGCAUCCUUGGCUCUGGUCCAAAUGA
Molecule: messenger RNA, 2178 nt
Organism: Paramecium octaurelia
Lineage: Eukaryota; Ciliophora; Oligohymenophorea; Peniculida; Parameciidae
Source: the annotation of a GenBank genome assembly